Gossypium raimondii (Peruvian cotton) is the source of this 684-nucleotide messenger RNA. Its product is annotated as histidine-containing phosphotransfer protein 4. The coding region runs from base 41 to 481 and encodes 146 amino acids. Gene Ontology annotation, biological process: phosphorylation; cytokinin-activated signaling pathway; phosphorelay signal transduction system. Gene Ontology annotation, cellular component: nucleus; cytoplasm. The record is from RefSeq and is a predicted model, not a curated record. The transcript has 6 exons. NCBI's taxonomy places the organism in Eukaryota, Viridiplantae, Streptophyta, Magnoliopsida, Malvales, Malvaceae. Gene Ontology annotation, molecular function: histidine phosphotransfer kinase activity; protein histidine kinase binding.
GUAGCUUCCAAAUUAAAACUCACUAGUUUUAAUUUCUUCAAUGGAAAGUAAACAUGUUCAUCAAAAAAUCGCUGCAAUGAGGCAAUCCUUCUUUGAUGAGGAGGUUUUAGACGAAAAAUUUUCUCAACUGGAGCAGCUAGAGGGUAAAGAUAACCCCAACUUUGUUGAAGAGGUGUUUACCAUGUACUUCAGGGACUCCACUGCAUUUCUAGAAACUAUUGAGCAGGCAAUGAAAACUAUCCCUAUUGAUUCAAUAAAAGUGGACAACAUCCUGCAUCAGCUCAAGGGCAGCAGUGCCAGUGUUGGUGCUAAUAAAGUACUAAAAGAGGUCAACAAAACAAGACAAGUUUUAGGGAAAGGAAACCUGGAAGGGACAAAAGCUGGCAUCUUGGAGCUGCGAAAGGAGUAUGACAGUUUCAAAGCCAAGCUUGAACCCUACUUUCAGCUGAAGCAAGCAAACUCAGUGGCCCAAGAGAAGUGAUCAUAUGCGGGAGCUGAAAUAGAAGAUGGCAUUCCCUGCAAAUCCACCAUUUUAAUGUUAUAGAGUCUUUUUACAAUAAAUAUUUGUUAGCUUUAUGUUGAUUUCUGAAGUUUCAGUUUCUAGAUUUUGGAUCUACACAAGAUUUGUACAAGCUCUGUGUAGAUUUCUAUUUCCUUGCAUAAUAAAAAGGAUGCCUUCUACAA